This is a messenger RNA of Morchella importuna, 762 nucleotides long. RefSeq lists its product as uncharacterized. Lineage: Eukaryota; Fungi; Ascomycota; Pezizomycetes; Pezizales; Morchellaceae. The record is from RefSeq and is a predicted model, not a curated record. Gene Ontology annotation, molecular function: protein binding. Bases 1 to 762 code for a protein of 253 amino acids. The transcript has a single exon.
AUGUCAGGACAAAGAGCGAUUCUCAAAUUACUGUUGAAACAGGGGGCCGAGGUUAUGAAUUCUGAUGGUGAAUCUCAUACGGCCCUACACUAUGCCGCUUCCUUCGGACACGCUGAAAUUGCAAAGCUCUUACUUGAAAAUAGUGCCAGUACUUCUGAAAAGUCACUAUUGCGUACCGCAGUAAUUAAUGGGCACGUAAAAAUGGUCAUGCUCUUGCUUGACCGUGGUGCCGAUAUUUCUGCUACAACGGACGACGGGCAAACGCCACUCCAUCGAGCGGCGGUAUACGGUGGUGAUGUAAAAGUAGCCGAGCUCUUGCUUGACCGUGGCGCUGAUAUAUCUACUACAACGGACGUCGGGGGGACGCCACUCCAUGUAGCGGCGUUUUACGGCCAUGUAAAGAUGGCCGAGCUCUUGCUUGACCGUGGUGCUGAUAUUUCUGCUGCAACGGACGGCGGGGAAACGCCACUCCAUGCAGCGGCACUCCGCCGGAAUUGGGAUGUGUACGAGCACUUGGGGAGUAUGGUUUAUCUCUUGGAGAUCUCUUGGACGGCACGGGAACACCACAACAUCUUGAGGCGUCGGGCAUGUUUGGAGAGUUAUUUAAGUGGUUGGUUGAUCGUGGUGCCGACCCCUACGCUAAAGAUGACGAUGGACAUACACCACAAGACUGCAUGCAUCUCUAUUGCAAUAUCGACAAAUCUGACUAUUAGCGAUAAAAUCACGACAAAGCAAAAUACCCAAAACAGCGGUUUUCAUUGA